Messenger RNA from Sus scrofa (pig), 1391 nucleotides. The record is from RefSeq and is a predicted model, not a curated record. Lineage: Eukaryota; Metazoa; Chordata; Mammalia; Artiodactyla; Suidae.
AUUUUCUGCAAACUACCUUCCCUGCCUGGGCCUCAGUUUCCCUCUCCGCUGAGUCAGAAGAUCUCUAAGGCCCUCUCCAGUUCUACCCUGAAAGCUUGUCUUUGCGCCCCAACUCCCUCCCCAGUUCAGAGAACCCAGGCAUCCAGAUGCCCCACCCUAGCUCUGGGUAAACAGGAAGCUGGGUGAGGGGAGCAGGGGUGCUCGGAAAGUCCCAGCCAGGUGUGUGGGUCUAUGGGGAGGGGAUGGCGCCACCCCCUGGGUAUGAAAGCCCCCCUGUCCUGGCCCUGGCUCAGUCUCAAUGGGGGCACCGGGGCUGGAGGGCCGGGGUAGGAGGCCCCAGGGGAAGGGAUGCCUCCUGCUGGCCGUGGCAGGGGCCACUUCCCUGGUGACCCUCCUGCUGGCCGUGCCUAUCACGGUCCUGGCUGUGCUGGCCUUGGUGCCCCAGGAGCAGGGAGAACUGGUAACAGGGACCGCUGACCCAGGCACCCAGGCGGAGGCCCAGCAGCGAUUGGGUAAGAGCCGACCAUCUCCCUCUCUGGGAUUCCCAGCUCCCAUCCAUCUGCAUCCCCAGACACCCUCUCCCUCCAGGAAUCCAGGGGCCCCACCCUUGGGCCCUGGCGCCCUGUCCGCUGGGGGGGCCGCCCCGCCCCCAGUUGUGCACGCUUCACCCCCUUCCAGAGUCCAAGGAGACGCCAGAGGAGGAGGCAGAAACAGAUCUCAGCCCCAGGCUCCCAGCUGCCCACCUCAUUGGCGCUUGGAUCACGGGUCAGGGGCUAGGCUGGGAGGCGAAGAAAGAAGAGGCGUUUCUGAGGAGCGGGACGCAGUUCUCUGGCGCGGAGGGCCUGGCCCUCCCGCAGGACGGCCUCUACUACCUCUACUGUCACGUCGGCUACCGGGGCCGGGCACCUCCUCCCGGCGGGGACCCCCUGGACCGCUCGGUCACGCUGCUCAGCCGGCUGUACCGGGCGGGAGGCGCCUACGGACCGGGGACUCCCGAGCUGCUGCUGGAGGGCGCGGAGACUGUGACUCCGGUCUUGGACCCCAGUCGGAGGCACGAGUACGGGCCCCUCUGGUACACGAGCGUGGGGUUCGGUGGCCUGGUGCAGCUCCGGAGGGGCGAGAGGGUGUACGUUAAUAUCAGUCACCCCGAUAUGGUGGAUUACAGGAGAGGAAAGACCUUCUUCGGGGCGGUGAUGGUGGGCUGAGGACUGUCUGCGGCCCGAGAGGACCACUGCAUGGUGGGAUUGUGUCGAUGAAUCAGCCCAGACACGGGGUCCCAGACACCAGGCCAGACACCAUGGCCGUGGGGAAAAUGCAGGAGAUCGUGUGGAAACUGAUUUUGAGCCUGAUGAAAAUAAAGAAUGUAAAAGCUUUAAUGCUGCCCAUACAGA